Molecule: messenger RNA, 921 nt
Organism: Penicillium alfredii
Lineage: Eukaryota; Fungi; Ascomycota; Eurotiomycetes; Eurotiales; Aspergillaceae
Exons: 3
Coding region: 1-921 (306 amino acids)
Source: RefSeq, a predicted model, not a curated record
AUGCGCUCUUUCACUUCCAUCGCCUCCGGGCUGAUCCUCGCGGCCUCUGCCUACGCCGUCGACCCCGCUGCCGUCUACACGGCCGGCCACAACUCAUCCAGCAACAACGUCCAGUUGCGCAUUGGCAAUGGCGGUGCCGGCCAGAGCGGCCUGAUCGAGGUCCUCGCCAACGCCUUCAUCAAAUCCAGCAUGCGCAACGGCUCCGACCCCUUCGCCGUGGCCUGGUACAAGUCCGACACCACGGAGUCGAUCAACUACCUCAAGGACGACACCAUCGACGUCGGCAUCACGUACACGCCAGCGGCUGAGCAGAUCGCCAUCAAGAAGGGCAUCGCCAAGAGCCCGGCCUGGUACGCAUGGCGCGACCAUUUCCUCUUGGUCGGUCCGUCGUCCAACCCGGCCAAGCUGAACAAGCGCGACGACGUCAAGACCAUGUUCUCGGAUAUCUAUACCACCGCCGAGCAGGGGACGUCGGACCCGCCCGUGCGGUUCUUGACGCGGUAUGAUAAGUCGGCGACGAAUAUUAAGGAUUCGCAGUUGUGGAUUGAUAUUGGGCAGGUCCCCUGGGCAACUGCCUACUCGAAAUGGUACCACCAAUACAUCGCCUAUCCAAUCCAAGCCCUGACCGCCGCCAUCCUCCUGAAAGAAUACUCCAUCACCGACCGCGGCACCUACCUCUCCAUCCCGGUCUCGCUCCAGAACCAGACCACCAUCUACAAGGCCGCCACCGAUGACGCCGCCGACCCGCUCCUCAACCCGGCGCACCUGCUCGUCGGCAAGAAGCCCAAGAACGAGAAGAUGGCUGACAAGUUCGCGGGCUGGAUUGUCAGUGCGGAGGGCCAGAAGGCUAUUACUGGUUUUAAGAAGGGUGGACAUCAGCUUUACACUGCUGCGCCGGCUAACAAGACUGCUCAGUUUUGA